AUGGGCCGCGGUGGAUAUAACGGUGGUAGUGCAUCUGUCGACGCGCCAAAAAGCGGCAAUCCUUACAUCUUCGCGGCGGACCGAGAGCUAGACGCCAACCUUCUUCGUCGCUCACGUAUCGUUGAGGCUGGAGACGGGUUACACAACGAGCACGGCGCCGUGCAAAGCGAGUUCGGAUACAUUCUCAGCGUGGAACCAACAGUAAAUAGCAAGCAACCCGCGCGAGCCAGCUUUGUGAGAAGAAUUCUCUCCAUUUUCAGAAAGACGGACAGGGCUAGUAGCAAAGUCAAGCCAAACAUCAAGUGGGUGUCAGCGUCGCAUCUUUACCACACAGCUCCUGAGGGCUUGGGCUUGGACCUGGCGAAUAAAUAUCACCUGGAAAACCCGGAAGCACCAACACCUUGGGGUGAUCAAUACUGGAGCACCGAGGAAAGUAGCACCAUAUCAGACAACAUCAUUGGUCUUCCUUCUGUCGUCCAGACUAGUACGGAGAACGGCCUAGACUACGAGAGCGACGAUGAACAGCUCCAUAAGCCAUAUAAGAGACGAAGUUUUACGCUGAGGUAUCCCAUCGUCAUGCCACGAGUAUCUGCAAAGCAAAAUCCCGACCCAAUUAGAUGUCCACCAUGGCUCAAGCCUAACGACAGACUCAGAGACCAAAGCGCCAAUCCACGAUUCAUAGUGGAGAGGAGCCUGGAAACACCGACCAGCUAUGAUCCAUGGGAUACGAGAGGCGAAAUUUCUGAACUAGAAGGUCAGGUCACUUAUUGGUACCGUGAGAUUGCAGAAAAGGGCUGGGAAGGUCUUCUGCUGGUGGAUCCAUGUCUCAAAGACCCAUCGCACCUAGCUGUUAUCGAGGGCAGCCCAUACACGAAUAUCAGUCGAAUAAUCCGGUAUCCAGAGCUGGAGGAUGAGGGAAAAGCUGACAUAGCCCUUAACCCGCUACAGUGGCAUCCCAGUGCCGCCUUCACGAAGUAUGUCUUGCACGACGAUGUCAUGAUUCAUUUUUCCGUCGCCAACGCUGGUCCAGGAGGAAAUCCACUCUCCGUGACUCCAUUCGUCCGUGGCUUUGUUAUUAGCAAAUGGACUGCGCAAUUGAACCACAUUCGCAGAAGCUAUAGUCAUACGCGUGCAGCGCUCUUCUCCAAAGUACCAUCGUGUCAUCGCGUAGGUACAGGCAUUUCGGUCAGACAUACGGUGCUCUGGGGAGCAGACUGGAAAGAGUGGAUGUUUGAAACAAUGACGCGGUUUACGACGGACCUUUACCUAUACCGUUUGGAGGUUGAGACCAACAUGCGUGCACUCGGUAUCGAUGUCGACGACCCUCAAAGUUAUGGAUUCGUCGGUAAACGGGAGGCACAAAUGUGGCGGUUUCUGCGUUCCACCUGUCUCGAUUUGCAGGAUAUGUUCCAACAAUUAACCAACUCAUAUACACAGGUUAUUGCGCUGAGGGAGGCGCAGGCGAGUAAUGCGCAAGCAAGCUCGAUUCGCUGGCUUACUGUACUGGGAACCCUCUUUGUUCCUAUAUCUAUCGUUGCAGGAAUAAUGUCAAUGGGAGGCGAAUUUUUGCCGGGAGAGAAGAAGUUCUGGGUGUUCUUCGCUGUGGUGUGCCCUGUGUUGCUGGUCAUUGGCGUCGUUCUUGUUGUGACGCUCGGGUGGCGGGCAGUGUCAAAUUGGCUAUGUGCUCACGGCUUCAUGACUUGA
This is a messenger RNA of Alternaria postmessia, 1704 nucleotides long. RefSeq lists its product as uncharacterized. The record is from RefSeq and is a predicted model, not a curated record. The transcript has 3 exons. The coding region runs from base 1 to 1704 and encodes 567 amino acids. Lineage: Eukaryota; Fungi; Ascomycota; Dothideomycetes; Pleosporales; Pleosporaceae. Gene Ontology annotation, biological process: transmembrane transport; metal ion transport. Gene Ontology annotation, molecular function: metal ion transmembrane transporter activity. Gene Ontology annotation, cellular component: membrane.